AUGGCCUCUUCUUCUUCUUCUUCCCUAAAAUUGAAUAGCCUAAGAAAAACACUGUGUUAUCAUUUGAAGCAAAAUCGGUGCUAUUCAAAGCUGAAACGUGCAUCAACAUCAUCAUCACCAUCAGAGUUCGACAAAGUUGCAGACGAUGUACCAACUUCAGGAAUCUGUAGACCUCUGUCUGAAAUACUGAAGGAGCUGAACAAGAAAGUUCCCGAUUCUCUCGUCAAAACUCGCAUUGAGAAAGAUGGGUUUCCCAUUAGAUACAUUCCUUGGCAUGUUGUGAACCGUGUUUUGAACUUACAUGCUCCUGAGUGGUCUGGUGAGGUUCGGAGUAUCACCUAUUCUGCUGAAGCCAAGUCUGUUUCUGUUGUUUACCGAGUUACUCUUUAUGGAACUGAUGCCGAGAUAUUUAGGGAAUCAACUGGUACUGCUUCAAUAGAUGAUACAAGCUAUGGAGAUCCUGUACAGAAGGCAGAAGCAAUGGCUUUUCGAAGAGCUUGUGCACGCUUUGGGCUUGGGCUCCACCUUUAUCAUGAAGAGUCCUCAUAA
Messenger RNA from Vicia faba (fava bean), 549 nucleotides. The record is from the annotation of a GenBank genome assembly. Lineage: Eukaryota; Viridiplantae; Streptophyta; Magnoliopsida; Fabales; Fabaceae.